Molecule: messenger RNA, 699 nt
Organism: Aaosphaeria arxii CBS 175.79
Lineage: Eukaryota; Fungi; Ascomycota; Dothideomycetes; Pleosporales
Product: lytic polysaccharide monooxygenase
Exons: 2
Coding region: 1-699 (232 amino acids)
Source: RefSeq, a predicted model, not a curated record
AUGAAGGCCUUUGCUGUCAUCGCCUUGUUAGCACCGGCCCUGACCGAGGCCCACUACAUCUUCAACCGUCUCAUCGUCAAUGGCGCGUCCAUCGGUGGCGAGUAUGCCUACACUCGCAAGAACAGCAACUCGUACAACCCAGCCUUCCCCAGCGAGCUCAUGAACAGCAACGACCUCCGCUGCAACAAGGGCGCUAAGACCGGCGGAACCGCCACCUACAGCGUCAAGGCCGGUGACAAGAUCGGCUUCAAGCUCUUCAACAACGAGUUCAUCGAGCACCCCGGCCCGGGUUUCGUCUACAUCUCCAAGGCUCCCGGCUCCGUCGCCGACUACGAUGGAUCUGGUGACUGGGUCAAGGUUAUGGAGAACGGUCUCUGCAACCCAAGCUCUCCCGGCAACGACGGCAGCUGGUGCAGCUGGCAGAAGGAUCGCCUCGAGUGGACCAUCCAGCAGAACAUCCCUCCAGGCGAGUACCUCGUCCGUGUCGAGCACAUUGGUCUCCACGAGGGCCACGUCGGCAAGGCACAGUUCUACAUUGAGUGCUACCAGCUCAAGAUCGAUGGAGCCGGUGGAGGUACACCAGGACCAGCCGUCAAGAUUCCGGGCCUUUACAAGGCUUCCGACCCAGGUAUCGCCUUUAACAAGUGGAACAACCCCCGAUCCUACAGCAUGCCCGGCCCCAAGGUCUGGACCGGCUAG